Messenger RNA from Gaeumannomyces tritici R3-111a-1, 1446 nucleotides. RefSeq names its product DNA-(apurinic or apyrimidinic site) lyase 1. Gene Ontology annotation, biological process: base-excision repair. Lineage: Eukaryota; Fungi; Ascomycota; Sordariomycetes; Magnaporthales; Magnaporthaceae. Gene Ontology annotation, cellular component: nucleus; mitochondrion. The transcript is spliced from 2 exons. Gene Ontology annotation, molecular function: DNA-(apurinic or apyrimidinic site) endonuclease activity; DNA binding; zinc ion binding. The coding region runs from base 1 to 1446 and encodes 481 amino acids. The record is from RefSeq and is a predicted model, not a curated record.
AUGGCUCCCCGCCAGCCGCCGCGAAAACGUACUGCUGCCGUGAUCAAAAAGACCGAGGUUACAUCCAAAACAACGUCUACGGUCCGUAAAAACGGCAGGGCGACCAAGGUCGAGGCGACUGUCACCAAGACGGAAGUUGUUGCCAAGGGGAGAACAGCGAAGCGCAAGGCGACUGAAGAGGACGAAUCAGAAGUUGGAGAGGGUCACGACAGUUGUUGCGGCUCUGCGCAUGAAGACGAGGAAAUAGAAAAGCCAGUCGCCAGGUCUGGUCCAAAACAGCCCGCCAAAAAACAAAAGACCGUCAAGGAUCAAGGCUCGAUGCCGCUGGUCGAGCGGACUGCCAUCUCGACUCUUAAAAAGGCCAUGUGCAUUGGUGCUCACGUGAGUGCUGCCGGAGGCAUCCAAAACUCUAUCCAAAACUCCCUAGAGGUCGGCGGGAACGCGUUCGCCCUCUUCCUCAAAAGCCAGCGCACGUGGAACUGCAAGCCCCUGGACGAUGCCGCCAAGGCGCAAUUCCGCGCGCUGUGCGAGAAGCACGGCUACGACGCCGGCAAGCACUGCCUCCCGCACGGCUCGUACCUCGUCAACCUGGCCCAGGCGGACAAGGCCAAGGCUGACCAGGCGUUUGGCAACUUCGUUGACGACCUGAAGCGCUGCGACGCCCUCGGCAUCGGGCUCUACAACUUCCACCCGGGCUCGGCGCUGGGAGGGUCCAAGGACGACGCCAUCGCCCGCAUCGCCCACCAGCUCAACCGGUCGCACCGUGAGACGGAGCGGGUCGUGACCGUCAUCGAGAACAUGGCCGGCGCCGGCAGCGUGGUCGGCUCGCGCUUCGAGGACCUGCGCGACAUCAUCGACCUCGUGCACGACAAGGCCCGCGUCGGCGUCUGCAUCGACACGUGCCACGCCUUCGCCGCCGGCUACGACAUGCGCACGCCCGAGGCCUUCGCCGAGACGGCCGCCGAGUUCGACCGCGUCGUCGGCAACCGGUACCUGCGCGCCUUCCACCUCAACGACAGCAAGGCGCCCCUCGGCUGCAACCGCGACCUGCACGCAAACAUCGGCACCGGCUUCCUCGGCCUCCGCGCCUUCCACAACCUCGUGAACCACGACGCCUUCCAGAACCUGCCCAUGGUGCUCGAGACGCCCAUCACCCGCAAGGGCCCCGACGGCAAGGACGUCGAGGACAGGCGGGUGUGGGCCGAUGAGAUCAAGCUCCUCGAGAGCCUGAUCGGCAUGGACCCCGAGAGCGAAGAGUUUAAGGAGAAGGAGGAGGAGCUGCAGCGCCAAGGAGCGAGCGAGAGGGAGAGGCUCCAGGGCCAGGCUGACAAGAAGGCCCAGGCCGGGGCCGAGAAGGCGGCGAAGAAAACUGCAGCCAAAAAGGCCCCGGCCAAAAAGCGAGGCAAGAAGAAGGCCGACAGCGAGGGCGAGGAUGAGAGCAACUGA